Daphnia carinata is the source of this 1683-nucleotide messenger RNA. RefSeq names its product hippocampus abundant transcript 1 protein-like. Gene Ontology annotation, cellular component: membrane. The transcript has 12 exons. Gene Ontology annotation, molecular function: transmembrane transporter activity. NCBI's taxonomy places the organism in Eukaryota, Metazoa, Arthropoda, Branchiopoda, Diplostraca, Daphniidae. The coding region runs from base 131 to 1660 and encodes 509 amino acids. The record is from RefSeq and is a predicted model, not a curated record. Gene Ontology annotation, biological process: transmembrane transport.
AUCGUUUUUUAGCAGUUGUCUCAUUCCAAAAAAGUUUGUCUGUCAUGGGUUGUCGAGUUCCACUCUAAAGGCCCCCUUUUUGUUGUUCUAUAUAGUUUUAGUUGCGGCGUCGAGUAUAUGUCAAAACUGGAUGUUAAAAUUUGAGCGUAAUCGUACUAAAAUGCCCGGGAGGAGCUCGAAAAAAGUCUCCUCCAUACUCACAAGGGGCCGGAAAAACUUUUUCAAGGACGGCCUCAUCACUGGGUCUGGCAUUGGGGAACCCAGUCUUUAUCAUGCGCUGGUGGUCAUCUUCCUGGAGUUUUUCGCAUGGGGUCUCCUUACUACUCCAAUGAUCACAGUUUUAAAUGAAACUUUCCCUGAUCACACUUUUCUCAUGAAUGGACUAAUUGUAGGAAUCAAGGGAUUGUUAUCCUUUCUGAGUGCGCCACUCGUCGGUGCCCUGUCAGAUGUAUGGGGCCGAAAAUUCUUCCUUGUGGUGACAGUGUUUUUCACCUGCGCCCCAAUUCCUUUAAUUCACAUCAACACAUGGUGGUAUUUUGCCAUGAUUUCCAUUAGCGGCGUUUUCGCCGUGACAUUUUCCGUCGUGUUUGCAUACGUGGCUGACGUCACUGAUGAGAGCGAACGCAGCGCUGCAUACGGAUUGGUGUCUGCAACAUUUGCUGCCUCGUUGGUAACAUCGCCAGCCCUGGGAGCUUAUCUUGGCCGUGCCUACAGCGAAACUUUAGUAGUAGCCAUUGCAACAGCAGUCGCCAUCCUCGACGUUUUUUUCAUUUUAGUUGCUGUUCCCGAGUCAUUGCCUGAGAAAGUUCGGCCCUCCUCAUGGGGAGCACCAAUAUCAUGGGAACAGGCUGAUCCAUUUGCUGCGUUGAAAAAAGUCGGCAAAGAUAACACGAUUUUGAUGCUAUGCGUCACUGUCUUUCUUUCUUAUUUACCUGAAGCUGGCCAGUACUCCUGUUUCUUCGUCUAUCUGAAACUAGUCAUGGGAUUCUCGGCUGAAGCUGUUGCGACCUUCAUCGCCGUAGUAGGAGUCCUUUCCGUUUUCGCUCAGACGGCAGUUCUUGGUUUGCUUAUGAGAACUGUUGGAGCCAAAGCUACCAUUUUGAUUGGAUUGGUUUUUGAGAUGCUACAACUGGCCUGGUACGGCUUCGGAUCACAAAUGUGGAUGAUGUGGUCGGCUGGUGUUCUAGCUGCCAUUUCAAGUAUUUCCUAUCCGGCUAUUUCUGCUUUUGUGUCCAUGCAUGCGGAUGCUGACAAACAAGGCCUAGUACAAGGGAUGAUCACAGGAGUGCGUGGUCUUUGCAAUGGAUUAGGUCCAGCCCUCUACGGACUGAUUUUCUACCUCUUCCAUGUCGAUCUGAACGAUAAGGGCGACAAACUUUCACAUCAAAGUUCGCACAGCAAUGAAACGACACACAUAGAAGAUAUUUCAUUGAUUCGGGCUCUUCCGGGUCCUCCCUUCGUUUUUGGGUCGUUCUUAGUAGUCUGCGCUCUGUUAGUCGCCUUCUUCAUUCCGGAAGGCCCAUUGGGAUCAACGUUAAAGUCUAACGCUCGGAGAUCAUCAGGGCCAACUGAAACACCUGUCGAUGGAAAUAUAGGAGGUCCGACGUCCGUGCCGUUGAUGCAUCCACUAUCGAUGGAGGAGGAUAUUGCGGCCUUGUAAAUAGCACACAUAACGACGAGAUG